CUUAAAUACGCGUCUGCAUUUUGGUACAAACAACAGACAAAGUAACUUACCAUAUCCGGUGCGGAAUUUCCAAGUUUCGGACGUCGUUAUUACUAAGAGACUGUUUGUUUCUGAUGUUCACAGAAAUAUGCGGUAAAUUGAGGACCUGCAUUUAUAAAAAGGUCGCGUUUUCGCGGCCACUUGGCUGUAAUUUACGGCAAUUACCUGUUUUUCGUGACUUUCACAACUCAGUCAGUUGUUUAAGAGAAAAUGAUAAAGCACUGGAUGAGUUGAACGCGACCAUUCUUCGUCUUCAGCGCAGAAUUGACGCUUCAAAAAGUAUCAGUCUUCAACAGAAGCAAACACAAGAGUUUCCAAGAAAUGAAAAGCUACUGUCUUUCUUGUUGGAUAACACCCUUCGAUCAAAUGUUUCGGACAAAGAAACACAUUCUGUUCCUCCGAAGAGUAAAAGCGUGUUGCCCAGUGAGGAUAACAUUCUCGUACAACGACUUGGUGUUCCCGAGACGUCGUUCAACAAAUACUUUCAAUUGGAACCAACUGCUGAGUCUAUUAGUCAUAAAAGUGUACUAGCACCCGAAGUAUGGAAAUCGCGUCUCGACAAUUUGUUUCGUUACUCUGUUCCUUUUGAGAAAUGUAACUUGAACCAAGUGAUUGAGCUUGUUACACACCUUCCUUCUUCUUUUCGAGCUUCGUACGCCAAAAACAUUCUCGACUGCCUAAAACAGGUCUGCCUGACACCGUCGGUGUAUCUCUUAAACAUUCUUCUUCAUGCCUCGGCAAAGCACAGUACGUUGGAGGAGACACUAAAUGUGUACAAUGCAUACAAUCAGUUUCAAUUGAAGCCUGAUAACUAUACUUUCGUUUCACUGAUCAUCGCAUACUCGCUUCAUAAACAAAUUGUCAAAGCGUUUUCACUUCUUUCAGAAAUGAAACGCCUUAAGAUUGAAGCGAAUACUCACGUCUUUAAUACAUAUAUUGCCAUUCUCUAUCAUGAACGCUUAUACGAACAAGCGUGGCGCCUUUUUGACUACAUGAAGUUUAAAUCUUUGCAAAGUCAGCCCGAUGAUAAAACUUAUUCCUACAUGAUUUCGGUUUGUACCGCAGAAAGAAAGGUAGAAAAGGCAUUAAAUCUUUACCAAGAAAUGCAAGAACGACCCAUAAACCCUCUGACUCCAUCCUCCCGAACUAUUGAUGCCAUUCUCCGUGCGUUGGCUCGCUAUCCACGCUACCAUUCAAAGUUUUGGUCCAUUUUUGAAGAACUCCGUGCGGAACAGUGGAAGCCAGGUGCACAAACAUUUGUUGCGUUUGCACAGCUGUUUUCGUAUGGUGGGCAAGUGAAUUCGUUAAAACGUUGGAUUUCUCGGAUAUGGUCUAUGUCUGGCGAAACACCCGACGCAAAAACAAUUGAAUUACUGUUUCAGUACUUGUUUCGUGCGUAUUCAAAUGUCAAAUUUAACCAAGAACCUAGUCUUGAACAGGUCCCAAAUGAGAAGACAGGUGAUGAUGCCAGUAUCUCUUCACCAAGCAAUCAGCUGUCGCUGAAGCUUCCCUUUCUUCUCAGCUCGUCUUCUGGUGAUAUCACUAAAGAAGAACUAAUCCAUGAGGCCAAAGAAUGCUAUCACUACCUUCAACAAUACCAUCCAACCGUAUUGUCUGUUCAUCUACGCACAACCUAUAUGAGUAUCUUCAAGAAUCAUGGAUGCAUGGAUGAAGUGAAGGAAUUUUAUGCAAAGAGCUUUCGUCCUGCCAAGUUACCUUCUAGUCACGUAGUCUCGAACCAAAACGAAACAACUUGCAAUAAAGACCUUCCAUUCCGUGACAUCCAUGUUUACGCUUGUGCUAUUAAUGGAGCCUCUGUUUCUAACGAUUUUGCGUUUGGUUACGCCGUAUGGCUAGAGUACUUGCACUGCAAGUCAUACCUUCCCGAAGUGCUAAAUGGCGACAAGAUAGAAUUUGAAAUUACGAAAUCCAUGAUCAUUCUAUUUGCCCGAAAUCAAUUCUUGCAUUUAGCAGUGAAGCUGCUUAAUGAGACAAAAGACAGGCAUUGGAAAUGGACGAGACGCUCUCUUGGCAUCAUGCACAAGGUUGCCUUCCUUUCUCAGGAUAAACCAGCUCUUGACCUUAUAGAAGAAAUUGUCUUAGACUAGAUGGACAUCCAUUUUUGUACAGUAACAUCGCAUUCCCCUCCCCUAUCAAACAACGUAUAUCCCAACAACACACUGCAUAACGUUUGCAACAAUUAAUAUUAAAGAAAAGAUAGACUCAUAAAGUAGGUAUCAUGGACGACAAACCCUCAUAGUAUCAAAGUUAACGAACAGGAGGCAAACACCGUAAUGAAAAAUAGAAUUCACCUCAAUCAAAACAAAACGCGUAUUAGGAGGAGAGCGU
Messenger RNA from Schizosaccharomyces japonicus yFS275, 2388 nucleotides. Its product is annotated as group I intron splicing factor. Gene Ontology annotation, cellular component: mitochondrion. NCBI's taxonomy places the organism in Eukaryota, Fungi, Ascomycota, Schizosaccharomycetes, Schizosaccharomycetales, Schizosaccharomycetaceae. The transcript has a single exon. The coding region runs from base 114 to 2147 and encodes 677 amino acids. The record is from RefSeq and is a predicted model, not a curated record.